AUGGCGAGCCGAAGCAGCAGCGGCAGCAGCAGCGGCGGCACUAGUGCUGCUACGGGCGUGGGACUCGAGUCUGCGGCCGGUGAGGCAACGCGCAACUUCAUCCUCGGCCUCCCAAAGGACGGCCCGGCGCCUGGCAGUAGCGACGCCGCCUCGCUGCAGGCGGCAGAGGCGUUCCUGGGCGAGAUCCAGCAAGAAAUUAUGGCGUACGACAUAGCCAACGCGCAGGCGAUGGAGGCCUACGCGCGCAGCUGGUGGACGAGGGUGCCGUACUUCGGCAAGCGGUGGGCCGCUUCGGCUGACCAGAUGGAGAGCCAGACACAAUGCAGCCACAACGAGCUUGGCGGUGCUGCAACCGGUACUGCAGCUGCUGGUGCUGCUGCUGGUGCCAUGAAGGAACAUGUGCGUCUGGAACGCAUGACCGCAGCGACGGCGGGAAUGACAAGUGGCCAGAAGCAGCAAAAGAUGAACACCUGGAUCUUCAAGCAGCGACACCCUGGGUGGGUGCCGCUCAUUCAGCGCUGGUGGGUUCCCUGCGUCUGCGCCGCCGGCAUCGUUCUCAUCUGGACCCCAGAUGUGUGGAAACUGCGGACGCUGUACUGGUGCGAUCACAGGUACGCACUUUUCCGUCAGUCGGUGCACAAGGCGUACUGGCGUGCAACAAUGAAUGUGGAGGACUACGAGGCGCUAAUGCGAGACAUGGAGCUGGACCGCCCACCGUCGGUGAAGGCGACAAACUGCCCAUUGUAA
Molecule: messenger RNA, 747 nt
Organism: Trypanosoma grayi
Lineage: Eukaryota; Euglenozoa; Kinetoplastea; Trypanosomatida; Trypanosomatidae
Exons: 1
Coding region: 1-747 (248 amino acids)
Source: RefSeq, a predicted model, not a curated record